This is a messenger RNA of Didymodactylos carnosus, 1533 nucleotides long. The record is from the annotation of a GenBank genome assembly. Lineage: Eukaryota; Metazoa; Rotifera; Eurotatoria; Philodinida; Philodinidae.
AUGGCAAUAAGAUGGAAGAAAGAAACAAUUCUUAUUUGUGAUGUUAUACUUCGUCGAAAUAAUCCCAAUGAGAGACUUGGUCUUACUUUAUGCUAUGGUAUAACAGCGAGUGCCACAAAUAUUUAUAUACAAGACGUUGAACCCGGUAGUGUUGCCUAUCAUUCAAAUGGUCUUCAAACUGGUGAUCAAAUAUUAAAAAUAAAUAAUAAAGAAGUGAAAAGUCGUGAUGAAGCGAUACGUUUAGUACAGAAUGUUUGCAUAAUUAUACUUCAAAUAUUUCGUUUUCAGUUUCAAGAACAUUUACCAUUUCCAUGGCCGCUGUUUUCAGCCAGUUAUUCAUCGAAUGAUGAUAAUAAUUUUAAAUCUGUAAUAAAACCAAAUUAUUGUUACACAACAACAUCGUCGGAUGUUUGCAUCAAUACGGCAAAAGAAGAUGAUAGUGGAGUAGUAGUGGCAACAGAUACGGAUCAUAAAUCAAAAAGUUUAAAUAGGGAUUUAAAUCAACAUAUUGAUAACACAAAAUAUUUGCCUAAACCCUCGUCAUUGAACUCACACUUUGAACAGCAAAUUUCAUCUGCAAACUACUGUUCAUGUCGGAUAUGUCGUCUCAUUCGUUCAUACUCUAAACAAAUUCGUUAUCGUCGAUGUUUAUCACUAAAUGAUUUUCUAUUAGUUCAUAAUGAUACAACGAUGUCUUGGCGAGCUCCUUCGCGUACAGUAACAGAAGAAAGUAGAGCUACAAUAUCUCGUUCACGAAGUUUAAUAUUUCAGAAACAAAGUACAAUUUUAAAGCCAUUACCAUUUCGUGAUGACUAUAAGAAUACAGAAUCGGAUGAAAUCGCAUCAAUAUUAAUUCGUGAAGAUAUUUAUUCACAUGGCGUAUUUGCCAAUGCAAAAUAUGAUAGUGACAGUGGACUGGGUCAACAAUGUGAAGAAUCAACUACGGCAACAACAGUAACUACUACCGAUCCUCUUCUAUCUGUUACUCCUGUACCAGUUGUUCUAAAUUGUUAUUCAAUAUCUCCUUUAAUGAAGCCAAAAAUUCAACCAUCACUUCCAGCUCAAUGGUCAUUCAAAUAUAUUGGUAAUCGUCAACAACGUUUACUGUUAAGAAAUCGUAUAUUACGUGCACGAGAAAAACGAAUAUUAGAAGAACGAUGUUUAACAACUGAUGAAGAAUAUAUGUCCGAAUUAAAAACGGGUAAAUAUUGGACAAAAAAUGAACGUAAACGACAUUUACAACGCGCAAAAGAACAUCGUCAACGUCAAAAAUUUAUGAUGAAAUCAUCAAAAUUAUUAUCAUCAUCUCGAACGUCUUUAUCAACAACAGCAACACGUGAAGAUGAUUAUGAAUUAUUAACAAGAGUAUUUUUGAGAACAAAUACUGGUGAACAAUUAAAACAGAAUUCAAAUUUAUUUCAAACAUUUUGUUAUCAACAUGAAAUUGAAAAACAAAAUUUACUUAAAACACACAGUAUAUCAAGUACAAGUAUGGAGACAAGUAGCAGUAUAGACACAUUUGUAGUAUUAUAA